UAAUCCAUUCUCAUUCUUCACCUCUCUUCGAUUCAACAUCUCCCCAACAUGUGUGGCUUCUCCUAAAAAAUUAUUAUGUGCAGAGUAUAGUUUGCAUUCAUGCAAAAUCUGUAUAUAAAAGAGUUACAUAUAAUAAACACGUCCCUCUCCUCCUCGUCUAUCCCGCCAAACUACUCUUUUGUCCGCUUACCGCUUAGGUGCCGCUCAGCCCUCCACACACUGCUUGCUCAUGAGCAGAUAAAGGGGAGCACCUAUUGUCCGGUGCCUCGAUGAAUCUCUAGGUUUCAUGAACAUCUCGUGAGCUUUUUAUUACAACCCCUAGAGCGGUGCGGUGGAUCGGGGAGUAAAACGGAGCAGCUUCUUUUUUGGUAGUCUCGGAUUGGACAUCGGAAAGCGGCGCCGCUCUUCUUCGACAACUCGGGCUAAGGAUUAUUUUUAAUGGCAUCGAGGGAGGACAAUGCCAUACCUGUCUCUCUUACCAAAGGGGUACCUGCAGUGGCUAAUCCUUCUGCCAGGCAGCCGUCUGAAGUUGCCUCCAACAUUGUAUACCACACUCAAUUCAGCCCUCAUUUUUCACCGCUCAAAUUUGACCAGGAGCACGCUUUUUAUGCUACAGCGCUAAGUGUCCGUGAUAACCUGAUUCAGAGAUGGAAUGAUACAUACUUUCAUUUUCACAAGCAUGAUCCCAAGCAAACCUAUUACUUGUCCAUGGAGUAUUUACAAGGCCGUGCUCUUACUAAUGCUAUUGGGAACCUUGACAUUGAAGGAGCAUAUGCCGAUGCUUUGAAUAAACUGGGGCAUGAAAUUGAAGAAAUUGCUGAAAAGGAGAAAGAUGCAGCUCUAGGAAAUGGAGGCUUGGGUAGGCUUGCAUCUUGCUUUCUAGAUUCAAUGGCAACUCUAAACUUACCUGCAUGGGGUUAUGGUUUGCGAUAUAGAUAUGGCCUUUUUAAGCAGAAGAUUUCCAAAGAGGGCCAAGAAGAGCUAGCUGAAGAUUGGCUGGAGAAGUUCAGUCCUUGGGAGGUUGUACGGCAUGAUGUUGUUUUUCCUGUAAGAUUUUUCGGCCAUGUUGAGAUAUCUUCAACAGGAUCUAGGAAAUGGGUUGGAGGAGAGGUUCUUCAGGCACUUGCAUAUGAUGUUCCUAUUCCUGGAUAUAAAACGAAAAAUACAAUAAGCCUUCGCCUAUGGGAUGCAAAAGCAAGUGCUGAAGAUUUCAAUCUAUUUCAGUUCAAUGAUGGACAGUAUGAAUCAGCUGCUUCGCUGCACUCUAAAGCACAGCAGAUAUGCGCUGUCUUAUACCCCGGUGAUACUACAGAAAAUGGAAAGAUUCUACGGCUGAAACAACAAUUCUUCCUUUGCAGUGCAUCACUCCAGGAUAUUAUUGCUAGAUUCAAGGAGAGGAAAGAUGGAAAAGAGACUUGUCAAUGGACGGAAUUUCCUAACAAGGUUGCUGUUCAAUUGAAUGAUACUCAUCCCACACUUUCCAUACCAGAACUAAUGCGGCUAUUGCUGGAUGUCGAAGGGCUUAGUUGGGAUUUAGCUUGGGAUGUGACAUCAAGGACUAUUUCUUACACCAAUCACACAGUUCUUCCUGAAGCAUUAGAGAAAUGGUCACAGGCUAUACUCUGGAAACUUCUUCCCCGACAUAUGGAAAUUAUUGAAGAAAUUGAUAAGAGGUUCAAAGAAAUGGUGCGUUCCAGCCAUACUGAUAUGGAAUGCAAGCUCCCAAUGAUGCAAAUUCUGGAUAGUUCCAAUCCAGAGAAACCUGUUGUGCGCAUGGCUAAUUUGUGUGUUGUUUCUUCACACACAGUAAAUGGGGUAGCACAGUUACAUAGUGAUAUCCUAAAGUCUGAGCUAUUUGCGGACUAUGUUUCUUUAUGGCCUGGUAAGUUUCAGAACAAAACUAAUGGUAUUACGCCUCGUCGGUGGCUACGUUUCUGUAACCAGGAGCUUAGUAACAUAAUUACCAAGUGGCUGAACAGUGAUGCUUGGAUCACUAAUCUUGACCUCCUUUCUGGGCUUCGUCAAUUUGCUGACAAUGAGGAGUUGCAUGCUGAAUGGGCUUCAGCGAAGAUGGCGAGCAAAAGUCGCCUAGCACAGUAUGUAUUUAACAUUACAGGAGUGGAAAUUGAUCCAAACAGCCUAUUUGACAUCCAAAUUAAGCGCAUCCAUGAAUAUAAGAGGCAGCUGCUGAACAUUCUGGGGGCAGUUUAUAGAUAUAAAAAAUUGAAGGAAAUGGGCGCUGAAGGGAGGAAGAAAGCAACUCCGCGUACCAUCAUGAUUGGAGGAAAGGCAUUUGCAACCUAUACAAAUGCAAAGAGAAUAGUCAAACUUGUGAAUGAUGUUGGUUCUGUGGUUAACAAUGAUCCUGAAACUAAGGAUUAUCUAAAGGUUAUCUUUGUUCCGAAUUACAACGUCUCAGUGGCUGAAAUGUUAAUUCCUGGUAGUGAGCUAUCUCAACACAUCAGCACGGCUGGCAUGGAAGCUAGCGGGACAAGCAACAUGAAGUUUGCACUAAAUGGCUGCCUCAUUAUUGGCACAUUGGAUGGUGCAAAUGUUGAAAUUAGAGAAGAAAUUGGAGAGGAUAAUUUCUUUCUUUUUGGUGCCAAAGCAGAUGAAGUGCCAAAACUGCGCAAGGAGAGAGAAGACGGACUGUUCAAACCAGACCCACGAUUUGAGGAGGCGAAGCACUUUAUAAGAAGUGGUGCUUUUGGCGCUUACAACUAUGAACCCCUUCUAGACUCCUUGGAAGGAAACUCCGGCUACGGACGUGGCGAUUACUUCCUCGUAGGCCAUGACUUUCCAAGCUAUAUGGAUGCACAAGAUCGAGUUGAUGAAGCAUACAAGGACAAAAAGGGAUGGCUGAAGAUGUCUAUUCUGAGUACGGCUGGAUGUGGCAAAUUCAGCAGCGAUCGCACGAUCUCAGAAUAUGCUAAGGAGAUAUGGGGAAUUAGCCCCUGCCCUGUGCCGUAAAAUCACACAGGGCAUUUUGAUGAACUGUUUGUACUAGAUCUCUUUUAAUUUUUCUUUUCCUGAGAGUUCAUUGAAAUAAAUUUAUACUCCCAACAUUCCAGAAGGGUUACCAGCAAAAUUAUCCAGUAUUUACUGCAUAUUCCAGAGGUGAUCACAACCUCUUUAAAUCUUCAUUUAACCUAAUGUACUUU
Messenger RNA from Phalaenopsis equestris, 3161 nucleotides. Its product is annotated as alpha-glucan phosphorylase, H isozyme. Gene Ontology annotation, biological process: glycogen catabolic process. Gene Ontology annotation, molecular function: glycogen phosphorylase activity; pyridoxal phosphate binding. Bases 439 to 2970 code for a protein of 843 amino acids. The transcript is spliced from 16 exons. The record is from RefSeq and is a predicted model, not a curated record. Lineage: Eukaryota; Viridiplantae; Streptophyta; Magnoliopsida; Asparagales; Orchidaceae. Gene Ontology annotation, cellular component: cytoplasm.